Messenger RNA from Talaromyces amestolkiae, 432 nucleotides. RefSeq lists its product as uncharacterized. The transcript is spliced from 3 exons. Bases 1 to 432 code for a protein of 143 amino acids. The record is from RefSeq and is a predicted model, not a curated record. NCBI's taxonomy places the organism in Eukaryota, Fungi, Ascomycota, Eurotiomycetes, Eurotiales, Trichocomaceae.
AUGGUAUACCAGGCCGCAGGAGGAAUCAUCUCAGCGUCCCUCCUCUCUGUCCCCGGUGCAUCCGCCUACUACAAAGGUGGAUUAACAUUAUAUACCCUCGAGUCCCGCCUCGCCUUCGCCGACUGGACAUCCGAGCACAUAGCAAACUACAAAGGCCCAACAACCGCAAUCGUGGCAGGACUGGCAGAGUCGACUCGCACAAAGCUUAAGUCUACUUAUGCCAUUUCCGAGAGUGGCACGGCGGGACCGGGGGGKGGGAAGGCGAGUCGGAAGCCAGGAGUGGUGUUCAUUGCCGUCGCGGCUCCAGGUGGAUCGUAUACUAGGGAAAUCGACACCGGGUAUGGCGAGGAUAGAGAGAAGAAUAUGGUUGGAUUCGCAGAGGAGGGAUUGAAGUUACUUCGGGACGUGCUCAAGGGGGAUGCUAAGCUAUAG